CAAAAAAUAGACUUGCAGUAAAAAUUCUUUGUGUUAUUUUACAAGCUUAGUGUAGUAAUGCGUUUUUCGAGCCAGCGCAUAUACUAGAAGAAAACAGGCAAAAUCGUAAUCAACAAAAUCAGCAAUCAAUUCAAAUUAACUACGAAUUUAAAUUGAAAUCUGUGUCAAAUUGUAUUGCUUAAAACUGUUGCCUAUCGCUUGGAAACAUAAACUAUAAUGAAGAUACCAUUCUUUAGCAGCUCGGCGCCCAAAGAACCCGAACCCAUAUCCUAUGCUUCGGAGUUUCGGGAUUUCAUACAAAAUAAUGCACCAUUGGACUUUGAGACAAAAAUGGCACGAGCGCGACCAUUUGUUUUCGCUAGCUUUAUAGCGUGGCCGGCGUUUUGGAUGUAUAGAGGCAUGGAUUGGAGCAAUAGGGCGCCGUUGGAACGUUCCUUGGUCAACUAUAUAAAUCGGACUUUUCAUCAAGCCAAGUUAAUGCAGUUUGCUAUACUCAGUUUGGGUCUAAUGUUUGCGGUAUAUGAAGAGAGUCCUCUUCUACAUAAAGUGAACUAUAUGCUUAAGGGUAUCGACCACGAAGACGAUUACAGAGGUAAACCUAGACCGGUUGAUUGAUUGAGAGUGAAUAACCAACUGAAAGAGCCAGGCUGUGAGAAAAUGGGGAAGAAGAAAGCGAACGUUUUUUUUAGUUUACAAAAAGUCCCAAAUUCGACAGAUCACAAAUUAAAUACACUUAUUAGCAAUUAAAUUUACUCAGAAAAAUUUAAAGAAAAAUUUAAUGUUUGCCAACUCAAACAAAACCACUAUAG
Messenger RNA from Rhagoletis zephyria (snowberry fruit fly), 809 nucleotides. RefSeq lists its product as uncharacterized. NCBI's taxonomy places the organism in Eukaryota, Metazoa, Arthropoda, Insecta, Diptera, Tephritidae. The record is from RefSeq and is a predicted model, not a curated record.